Desarmillaria tabescens is the source of this 1260-nucleotide messenger RNA. RefSeq lists its product as uncharacterized. Bases 1 to 1074 code for a protein of 357 amino acids. The transcript has 9 exons. Lineage: Eukaryota; Fungi; Basidiomycota; Agaricomycetes; Agaricales; Physalacriaceae. The record is from RefSeq and is a predicted model, not a curated record.
AUGGCUGCUUUCGCCGUAAACAUGCUGCUCGCCGCGAGCUCGGUCAAUAGCAAAAUUCCAUUCUCGAUGGAGACAAUUCUGCGUAUCGGCACAAUUGCGAUAUGCAUCUACGAUUACGUUCGUACCAUCCCAGCGGAGUACAAAUUUUGGAAGGACAGAGGUCCACAGAUACGCCCCAACCUCGUCUUGUUCGUCCUUAUCAGAUACAUCAGCAUGGCUAUGGUUGUAGUCAGCAACGUUGGCUAUUUCUCGCUUUCCUUUACCCCAGAAUCAUGUCGGAGGUAUUAUAUGGUUGCUGUCGUAUUAAAAGGUCUUUCUUCCUCUCAAGUCGCGAACACAGUGGCUGAUAUCCUGAUAGUCUUACAGGCGUCCGUGUGCCAGGUCGUCCUUGGACUUCGAGCGUACAGUAUCUCGAGGCGUUCGGAACGCGUGAAGAUCUUUCUUAUCGUUUUCACGUUGAUAAUUACCAUCCUGGAGUGGUUCACUAACCUGUUUGGGAGAGUCAUGAUCCAGAGGAAUGGCAACUGCACUUCUGGGAAUGACCCGACAAAAUUAGUGAACUGGACGUUCUACAUCUGGGCAAUGGCAUACGACAUUGUGACGCUUGGCCUCUCGACCUAUUAUUUGAUCAAGGCUGGUGGGGCCGGCGUGUCUUCUAUGACGGGCCUGGUGAAGGCGAUGGUCAUGGACGGGCUGGGUUAUAUUGUUAUUCUCACCAUUACGAAUACACUCAACCUCAUCCUAUAUCGCGCAUCGCAGCUUGAUGCUCAAGCUGCUGCGGCCAGUCUAGGAUUCGCUUUCACCUGGAUUAUGACACAGAAUAUCCUCAUCAAAACCCGGGACGCGGGGAUGCGCUCAUUCAAGUCCCUACAGCCGUCCAGUGGGCGAAAUCCGUAUAGCAGCAGGUCGGACGACCAGACUAACAUGCCGGUUACGACGCGAGGCAUCGAGCUUGAAGUUCAGGUCAAGAUUGACCGCGACCAUACAAUGGACUCAGAGCGAGGGGUUAAGUGGGAUAUGGAGGAAGCCGACCUCAAGUCGGAUUUGGAGAACCGUUUUACCAAGUCUGCUUGAUCCGUCAUCUUGCGUUCUUUCUUUAUUCUUUCUGUUUUACGUGGAUUUCUAAAUUACUAAUUUUCGUCAUUCAUACUGUACGGUAUUGCUAGACAAGGCGUCAAUAGUAAAUCAACUUUCCUUUCUUUUGUAUGAUCAACAUUCCCGAGCUCAAUAAGAAUUGAUUUAUCGGCGACUCGGCCCGGC